Messenger RNA from Triplophysa rosa, 1442 nucleotides. It is a transcript of the gene abi3b, whose product is annotated as ABI family, member 3b. Gene Ontology annotation, molecular function: SH3 domain binding. The annotation marks the transcript as partial. The record is from RefSeq and is a predicted model, not a curated record. NCBI's taxonomy places the organism in Eukaryota, Metazoa, Chordata, Actinopteri, Cypriniformes, Nemacheilidae. The transcript is spliced from 6 exons. Gene Ontology annotation, cellular component: lamellipodium.
UCACAUAUAAGCUGCACAAUGCGGGACAACAGUUGCAGAGAGUCCAUAGACAAAAUUCUUCAUGACGCUCUGACUGCGAGGAAGAAUCUUCUAGACAACCACAGCAAUCUGCACAGGCUGGCCGAUUACUGUCAGAACAAAUACUUCAGUGUGGAAAACACCAGAAGCGUCAUUGAAGAGUCGAAAGCUUUUACCACUCAAGCCCUGGCCAGUGUCACAUAUCAAAUCAACAAUCUGGCCGCAUCCCUUCUGAAGCUUUUAGAUGCUCAGACCCUUCAGCUGAAACAGAUGGAGUCCUCCGUCAACAUGCUGAGUCGCACAGUUGACAUUUUCAAGGAGAACAUAGCACGCAGAGAGAUUGGAGUGCUGACAACACAGUCGAAAGGUCCCCGAACUCAGAAGAUGGUUCUUCCAGCAAAUGGACUGGAACCGCUUCGCAUGUACAGACGCAUCCCCAUAUCAUACACCCGAUUAGACAAACUGGGCCACAGCCACUGGGAAAGCAACAAAACUGGAAGCGAAGAGUCAACGGAAACAGAAAACAGACAGUCUAUGCACAGCUCCUUCAGCUGGUCUUUUCAGGGUAUUGCAGUUCCUCCUCCAUCAGUGCCUGACUUUGUGGGUUCGAACAUCACAGCUCCUCCUGGAUGUUUGCCUGCUUCUCCUUCUUCCUGGUUCCGUGUGUUUUGCUGUUUUAGGUCUUUUCAGGGUAUUGCAGUUCCUCCUCCAUCAGUGCCUGACUUUGUGGGUUCGAACAUCACAGCUCCUCCUGGAUGUUUGCCUGCUUCUCCAUCUCCACCCCUCAUGUCUGUCUGUUCCCCGUCUCUGCCUCCAUAUGCCUAUCCAGAUUUAUCAAUGCUGCCUCCUCCACCUCCCCCAGAGGAUGAGAUAGGAGACGCUCUACCUCCUCCUCCUCCACCUCAAAGCAACAUGCCAUCAUUUCCACCAAAUACAUCUGUGACUUUAGAAACUCCUCCCCCUACUCAGGCCAACAUGCCGAUACCACCUCCUCCUCCACCUCCUCCAACUCAAGGCAAGAUGUCUAUUCCACCCCCUCCUCCACCUCCCCCUACUCAGGGUAACAUGCCGAUUCCACCUCCUCCUCCACCUCCCCCUACUCAGGGCAACAUGGCGAUUCCACCUCCUCCUCCACCUCCCCCUACUCAGGGCAACAUGGCGAUUCCACCUCCUCCACCUAGAUCUAGCUCAUCGACACCCACACCGCCACCUUUACCUCCCCAAAGUACCCCUAUGGUGCCACCACCACCUCCUCCCCCUAAUACUAGUGGAAAAUUUGUUCCACCUCCUCCCCCUCCCCUCCCUCAAUUUAAAUGUUGAAUUUCAAUGUUAACUUUUUAUCUAUAAAACAGUUUACUUUUUAUGGUACAGUGCUUUAAAUAAAGUUAUGUGUAAACAAUAUCAGUGAUUUUAUGUGUAUGCAU